Molecule: messenger RNA, 2589 nt
Organism: Achroia grisella
Lineage: Eukaryota; Metazoa; Arthropoda; Insecta; Lepidoptera; Pyralidae
Product: AN1-type zinc finger protein 2A-like
Exons: 6
Coding region: 196-879 (227 amino acids)
Biological process (GO): protein targeting to ER; proteasome-mediated ubiquitin-dependent protein catabolic process
Cellular component (GO): cytoplasm; endoplasmic reticulum
Molecular function (GO): zinc ion binding
Source: RefSeq, a predicted model, not a curated record
UUCAUUAAUCAUUUAGAUUCGAGUGUUCGAGAAUUAAAAGUGAAUUACGAAUUAUGAUUGUGAAUUUCAUGACGUGAAUGACUCAUUACUAUUCAUGUGAUAGAAAUAUAUAAAGUGUAGACAUUUACAAACUACGUUAUUGUUUUGGUGACCUCAAACUUGUUUGAACCUUACAUCGUUUCAUCUUUGUUUAAAAUGGAAUUUCCUCAUAUUGGCAAGAAUUGUUCGUACCAAUCAUGCAAUAAAUUAGACUUCCUACCUAUGAAAUGUGGUGCUUGUCGUGAAGUAUUCUGCUCUGACCAUUUUGCAUAUGCAAAACAUGAGUGUCCUGAACCAAAUACUCGAGAUAUUCAGGUGCCUGUAUGCCCAUUAUGUAGUGCACCAGUGCCAGGCCGGCGUGGCGAACCACCUGAUGUGGCUGUAGGAGCACACAUAGACAACCAGUGCACAUCAGAUCCAGCCAGAGAAAGAAGGAAUAAGGUUUUCACAAAUAAAUGUUCAUUUAAAGGGUGUAAAACGAAAGAAAUGGUACCGCUGGUAUGUGGUGAAUGCACUCUGAACUUUUGCUUGAGACAUCGCCACACAACUGAUCAUUCCUGUGAGGGUAAACUAGCGGCCAAAAGAAGACAGGCAGCUAAUGCAGCUAUAGCACGUCGAAAAGCAACCGAAAACAAGAUUUCAAAUUCGCAAAUCGCCACAAAUGUUGCGUCAUUCAAUGACGUACAAGGGAAUAUGACUGAAGACGAAGCACUAGCGCAUGCGCUUGCAUUGUCAUUGCAGGAACAAAACGCAAACCAUGCAGAAGAUAAUAACUUUGCACGAGCUCUAGCCAGACAACGCGUUGGGGGUGAACAAAAUUCAAGAUGUUCGAUAUCUUAGCAACAUUACAGUAUCACACUAAUUAAACUUAGUAAAAUAGCAAAUUAUUCAGCUGCAGCUGUGAAUAAUGCUCAUGUAAUUUCAAACUCUCAUAUCUACGGAUUCAAAGUUGACAGAUAGACCAAAAAACAAAUAUAGAGAGUGGUAUAUCAAGAUAAAUGUAACAUCGAUUACUAUUGGGUACAAUUUAUAUAUAAGUGAGAAGUAUGCUAGGGAUUUCCUAAUGAAUUAGAGAAUUUAGUUGGUCUAGCAGAAAUAAGAAUUUCGCUUUACCUUACCACUGGAAAAGUGGAAAAAUUGAUAGUUAUAUCUUAUUGUACAAUUUGAGCGAUAAUUUAACAUAUACGGACUUUGAACUGAAAAUAGAAAAGAUCCUAUCUUUCUCUUUUUCAGUUCUAAAUUCAUUCAAUAUUUCUUACAAUAUAAAAUUUUAUAUAUGUACAUGAAUACCAACAUUACUAUGAUGCCUAGCUCUUCUCUAUAUAUUUGUAAGCCUAAAUUGAUGAUAGAUGUCGCUAGUAACUGUAUCUAAAUUUGAAAUAUAGAAUAAAUAUUACUAUUAAAAUAAUAACAGGACUGAUAAUUAUGUUAAUCAUCAUUAUAAAAUUUAAUAUUUGACGUAAUCUCCGAAUAAAUUAAAUGUCUAACAAGUGAUAACUUAACCAUAAUCAUAUCGAUCAGUUCAGGUCGCGAAGAAAACAAAACAGCAUGAUAAUUGGUCCAAUCUAGGGUCUCGGGGGUUCCGAAUCUCGCCCAAUCUCACGGGGGAGAGAAGGGUCUCAGCAAAUAUUACGUAAUUUCUUUCCGCAAAAAAUAAUAUUAACUAUUGCAAGUAAACUGGGUUAAAUUAAGUAAAGCAUGUUUAUCCACUUAAAUAUGACUGAUUAGUAUUCAAUACAUGUUUUUUUAUUUGAACGCAAGUAUAAUAAUAACACAAUCAUCUCUCACUAGUUUAGCCACCACUGACCAUAUAACGUGAAAAAUUACACUUGAGAUUAAGGAAGCCGAGGUUAAAGGGGUCGAAAAUUUGUCAAAGUCCCCUCAAACUGCAAAAGAAUUAAAUACAUAUGUUAAAGAAUCAACAUAUCCUCAUGAAUGAUUGUUUAUUGCAAUGUGUGAUGAUUGUUCUGUAAUAGGUUAGUGUUUUUCAAUAUUUGCCUAAUGAAGUAAUUUUUGCGUGUUAUGAGUAUAAAAAAUAGCAACGUCAGCACCUAGAUAGUUACUGUAAUACAUUAAAAAAAUCACUGACGUGGGUACACAACCUCUGUUACUUGUUGCUGGAAAAGUUUGAAAAACACUAAUAUACCGUUGUUGAGUAAAUAGUAUAGACAACGACAAAUAAUUUGAGCAUUGUUUUUACGACAUGAAUUGCGUUGCGUAAUAACAAUUUUACCUAAAAUAACAAUGUGCGCUUCGUUUUGUUCAAGUUAUUUGCAGUCAAGUCAACUGUAUGAGAUAUGUAAGAAUUUUAGAAUAUUUUACUUGUCACUAUUAGCAUUGGCCACUAAACAGUAUUUUAAAGGCAAUUGCUGUUACUUUAUUUGUAUUUUAACUAUGACAAUUUGAAUAUUAUUAAUAAUGAAACUCGCAUACAUAACGAGUUUUAAUGUUAUAUGAGACUACACCUAGCUUCGUGCUGUGUUCACCAAUAAGUUAAGAUUUACCUUUGAAAUAUAAUAUUUUUGAGAUAAUUAUAAUUGUUGAAAUAUU